AUGAGUGUGAAAUAUGGUGCGACUGACGUCCUAGGAAAAAAAGAAGAGACCGAUAAGGAAAAACCAACUACGGUUGAAAUUCAUGUGAGUGGACCACUAAACCGAAGAUGGUGGCGUAUCAGUCAGAACAUUUUCUAUGGUCUCGGCCACGUGUACAACGACCUCUGUGCAGCCAUGUGGUUCUCCUACAUGAUGUUAUUCUUCCAAGCAGUUCUUAACAUGAGGGCCGCUGUUGCUGGAGCUCUGUUGUUGCUUGGACAAGUCAUUGACGCUUUAGCUACACCAGUUGUUGGAAUGUUAGCUGAUAAAUACGGCAACAAGAAAGGCUGGCAUUUAACAGGUUGCAUUUUAAUUACGUGUACGUUUCCGUUGCUGUUUGUGAGAUGUUGGGGCUGCUGGAUUACUGAUGACCAUGACUACCUCCUGUGGUGGAUGCCUGUGUACUAUGGUGUCCUUAUCGUAGUGUUCCAGAUUGGUUGGGCUGUGGUACAGAUAUCUCAUUUAGCAAUGAUCCCUUCUAUAUCGGAUAAUUUGCAAGUUCGCGCUGACUUAACUUCAAUCAGAUACAUGGCAUCAGUGACAUCAAGCUUGGCUGUAUACCUCAUAACCUGGGUAGUUCUGAGAGCCACUAACUACAGGCCAUAUAUUGGGCCUCUAGACGAUUACAAAUUCAGGGAUGUAUCACUAAUUAUUUCUGGAAUUGGAGUACUUACAUACCUAAUAUUUCAAAUAUUUUUCAAACUAAAGUCAACUAAAGAAGAAAAAUCUAACGGGCAUGCUAUAAAUAAUCAAUCGAUGACCUUGGAUGAAGAAGGCAACAAACAAAUAGUAAAAAUUGCAAAAUCAAAGAUUAUGUAUUUUCUGCGUAUGCCACUACUUUAUCAAACAAGUCUAUUAUACGUAUUUUCUCGAUUAUACUGGGCUCUGAGCUUAGUCUACGUACCACUUUUUCUAGAAGAGCGACUGUCGUACAACCCCAGUGCGGGAUCCGAACUGGUAGCCAGUGUUCCUCUGGUUUUAUACGUGUCUUCAUUCUUUUUCUCUCUACUAUUAAAAAGUAAUAUCAACCAAUGUGGCAAUCAGGUGGCGUAUUUAAUAGGAAGUUUACUAAGUCUAACUAGUUGUGCAUGGAUAGCCGUAUUUAUAGAUCCUGAAGCCAGCAUAGUUCAAAUAUACUUGGUGGCUACAUUAAUAGGAGCAGGUAGUUCAAUAACACUAGUCUCUAGUUUGUGUGUGACGGCUGAUUUAAUUGGUCCCCACUCACACCAGGGUGCUGCAAUCUACUCUAUCGUCACUUUUGCCGACAAACUGGUAACGGGAAUUGCAGUUGUCGCUAUAGAAAAUUACAAAUGUGAAAACGAAGCUGACUGUCCCCAGUACUACCGAGGAGUGCUAACAUACGCUUGCGGUGGAAGUGCAGUGCUAGGCAUGUUAUCUUUGUCUUUCGCUAAAUAUAUAUCAAAACAACAAAAAACUGAGACAUAG
Arctia plantaginis is the source of this 1485-nucleotide messenger RNA. The record is from the annotation of a GenBank genome assembly. Lineage: Eukaryota; Metazoa; Arthropoda; Insecta; Lepidoptera; Erebidae.